Messenger RNA from Vitis riparia (riverbank grape), 2411 nucleotides. RefSeq names its product probable starch synthase 4, chloroplastic/amyloplastic. The transcript is spliced from 21 exons. NCBI's taxonomy places the organism in Eukaryota, Viridiplantae, Streptophyta, Magnoliopsida, Vitales, Vitaceae. The record is from RefSeq and is a predicted model, not a curated record. Bases 164 to 2212 code for a protein of 682 amino acids.
GGAGUUCUCCUCACCCCCACGUGAGACACUCCUUUAAGCCAAACACCACUGGAGUUACAUACGCAGAUAUGCUUAGAGACCAGAUGGCGAUAGCGGUCCCGAAGCAGCAAAUCCCUUUCGCCAGAUCUAAUUAGGGUUUUAACGGUGAAGUAGGGGCGCGCUAAUGGAGACUUUGAUAAAUGCUGCGAUCCCUUGGGCCUUCGGUUUUCCAAAAUUCAACACAUCCAAUAAACACCGUGUUAAACCUCGAACAGUUCGUUGCUUGAGGAAGAAUGAUGAGGUCAAUGGCUUAUUCGAAGCACCUUCACAAAUGGACUUAGAGGGUCAUGCUCAUAUGAAAAUGUCCCAAUCACCAGAGAGCGAUCCGGAUACAAAACAUAAUGAAAUUUGGCAACUCUUUAGAGAAGCUCAGAGGAAUAUUCUGUACUUAAAUAAACAACGCCUGAUGGCUGUGGAGGAGCUGAAAAAGGCUAAAACGGAGAAGGAAAUGUUGCUUGAUAGGAUACAAAAAUUGGAGGAAAACCAAGCUGAUGCCGGAAAAGAUAAGCUAUCAAUUCUCUGGGAUUUGCUGCUUCGUAUAGACUCGAUGGUCCUCAAAGGCAUGAUUGACACUGGAGAGGCAUCUGAUUUCAGAAGGCUGGUCAUGAACUCUAAUGCCAUUGUAGCUGAUGUUUUCUUUGACAUCAUGCAGAGAAAAGAUGUGGAACUUCUGGCAGAACUACGCCACUUCUCAGACAAGAACAAAAGGAAUGGUUUUCACAUUGUCCACAUAUGCACUGAAAUGGUACCUGUGGUCUCUGUUGGAUCUUUGGCAUCUUAUGUGACUGGUUUGUCUCAUGCACUUCAAAGACAGGGCAACUUGGUGGAGGUUAUUUUACCAAAGUAUGCAAGCCUAGACCUAGAUGAAGUUCAAGGAUUACGAGAAAUUGAUGCGGAGUUCUAUUCAUAUUUUAAUGGUCAAUUGCAGGGAAACAGAAUUUGGACAGGAGUUGUCUAUGGAAUUGGAGUUACUUUUAUUCAACCUGUGCACUAUUCAACCUUUUUUACCCGUGAGAGGUUAUAUGGCUAUCCAGAUGAUUUUGAACGAUUUAGCUAUUUCUCCCGUGCUUCGUUGGAUUAUAUAGUAAAAUCAGGAAAGCAGCCUGAUGUGUUACAUAUACACAACUGGGAGACUGCUAUUGUUGGACCACUUUUCUGGGAUGUUUUUGUUAAACAGGGACUAGGAGGUACUAGAAUAAUGUUAACAUGCCAUGACUUUGGUUCUCAGUGUCUUGAGCAACCUGAUAAGCUUGCACUUUGUGGACUUGAUUCUUCUAGGCUCCACCGCUCUGAUCGUUUGCAAGAUAACACUAAGGGCCAUCUUGCCAACAUUUUGAAGGGUGGAGUUGUUUACUCCAAUAACGUUGUCAUAAUGUCAUCCAUGCAUUCAAAAGCGAGUAUUAUUCACAGUUUGAGUCAUGGGUUGGAAUCCACUUUCACCAUCCACAAGGACAAGUUGCUAAUUGCUCCUUACGGAUUUGACAAGUUCACCUGGGAUCCUUCCAGGGACAAGUUUCUUCCAGAAAACUAUACUGCAGAUAAUAUGAAGGGGAAAGCUGUUUGCAAGGUCGCAUUGCAGCAGCACUUGGGUUUAACUGAGCAUGCUUCUGUCAUUCUUCAGGUCGGAUGCAUUUUCUCUGAAGUUUCAGAUGUUGAUCUGGAGAACCUGAAGGAAGUUGUCUUGAUUGCUUCCAGGAGGGAUGUUCAGUUUGUAUUCACAAGGCUUAGCAAAGUACCAAGCAAAAACACGUCUCUGGAUUCUUUUCUGGAAGAAAUCAAGGAUGAAAAUGUGAGAUUUAUAGACAAAUGCGAUGAAGCUUUGUCACAUUUAAUCUUUGCAGGAUCUGACAUCAUCUUAUGCCCAUCUUUUCAUGAUCCAAUGCUCCAAGUGCCGCUCAAAGCUAUGAGGUAUGGUGCUGCUCCUAUUGCAAUAACUUCCAUUGGUAAAAGAUUCAGGCAUGUUGUGGACCAUGACUUCCAGAGCACUAAAUUAUCUCAGUUCCUGAAUACAACCUUUGCAUAUAUGUCACCGAAUGAAGCCCUAGAUGAAAUUAAGAGUAAUUCCAUGCAGUGGAAUCAGAAGAUAAUGGAUGCUAUGACAAAAGACUUCUCAUGGGAUGCAGAGUGCUAUGACAUACAUAUUUCUGCUUACACAGCCCUAAAGAACUUGUGAACUACGUGUUUAUUACAUUUAUAUGUGUAUAUAUUAGACACGUUUGACUUGUGUAGGCAAAUAGCUAUUAGUAUGGUUAGAGUUUUCAUCUUUUAGUUCUUUAAAUAAGUUCAGCUUUUGGACAUUGCAGAUGGGUUAUCAAUCAAGAUGGACCCUGUUUGUUAACCUUUUUUUUACCAUAAAAAUCAUAUACUUGCAU